Messenger RNA from Helianthus annuus (common sunflower), 567 nucleotides. RefSeq names its product chitinase CLP-like. Lineage: Eukaryota; Viridiplantae; Streptophyta; Magnoliopsida; Asterales; Asteraceae. Gene Ontology annotation, biological process: endoplasmic reticulum to Golgi vesicle-mediated transport; intracellular protein transport. The record is from RefSeq and is a predicted model, not a curated record. Bases 1 to 567 code for a protein of 188 amino acids. Gene Ontology annotation, molecular function: zinc ion binding. The transcript has a single exon. Gene Ontology annotation, cellular component: COPII vesicle coat.
AUGCAUCUCCUAAACUUACUUUUCUUCACGUUAGCCUUCUUUUCUCAUAACGUAUACUCAAGUUUCAACACCUCCGUUAUACCCAUAACAAAAGAUGACCAAACAUCACUUCACAAAAUCACUUGGGGGUACAAGGUACGACAAUGGGACGGAGAACCGUAUCUCCUCCUCGACCUCGAGGCUCCCUUUACCUGGAAAGACAUCAAGAUCACACACUCAGAAGUUGCUUGUGGCCUAGAAGAAGGUUGCCGGUUUCCGGUUCGAUGCGACACCGUUUUAUGCAAAGAAGCAAAAUCUUACAUCAACCCUAUUUGCCCUUCACUCAACGUCACCAACAAAUACGGGUGCAACAUAUGUUCAGUCACCCCGCACAAUCCCGUUUCAAACGUUUGCAAAGUGUCGCAACUAACAACCGAUUUAGCGGAGUUGUACUCCACUAAUGGUCGAAACCCGAGCCAGGGUCCAAGAUGGCCGUUUGGAACCGAGUUUGUGUUGUCAUGCGCACCGCAAUCUUUAACACAAUCUUCUCCUAAAGAUGUUAGAGGUGUUGCGGGGUUUUCAAAGUAA